This is a messenger RNA of Cucurbita pepo subsp. pepo (vegetable marrow), 1766 nucleotides long. RefSeq names its product protein JASON. NCBI's taxonomy places the organism in Eukaryota, Viridiplantae, Streptophyta, Magnoliopsida, Cucurbitales, Cucurbitaceae. Gene Ontology annotation, biological process: male meiosis II. The record is from RefSeq and is a predicted model, not a curated record.
UUUGGGUUUUAGGGGGGGUGGGGUUUCUUCGUUUUGGCUGGUGUGACGAUCAUCAAUGAUAUGUGCUCUCAGUUAAGGCGUGAAUUAGGGUUUCUUUGCAGGUGUUUCAUUGGGUUUCUUGAUCGAUCGGUUUCGAGUGCAAUGGGUUGCUUCUUUGAUUGCUUCAAAGUCAGAGACGAACGCCAUCGAUCUCGAGGGCACUUUGUUUCUGAUCCUUCUUGUUCCAAAUACAGGGCGCCUGUGGUAGCUCGAAAUCAUUUAUCAACUCUUUUCCUCUCUGAAGAAAAUGAAGAUUCUCCUAGGAGGGAUUCAGGUUCCAAGUCUAUUGGAUCUCCAAGGUACAUCAAGGAGUUGAAGGAUGAGGCCAAAUUUCUUAAGGCUUGUGGAACUAUAGUGGAGACCCCAACUGAAAUUCGUAAAGCGUCUAGCAAGCUUUUGGGUUCCCCUCAUGAUAACAGAGCUUUGGAGCUUUUGAAAUACGAGUCACUUCCAAAUGCAUCCCCUGAAACACACCCAGAUUUUCCUCGUACACCUGUUAAACAUAUGGAAGAGUGGCGAAAUCAGUCAGGUUCUGCUGAACGUACACCUAGCAGUUGUACUACCAGUGAACAGAAUCCUCAAAGAAUCUCUGCUUACGCCAUUGAAGGCAGUGAAACUGGAAGUGUUAUUACCUCUAUAGCUGCUCUUAACAGUCCUGAUAAUGUAAUGACUACAUGCCAGAGUAAAUCCGUACGUUUUGAAUGUGAUAUAAACGAAUCUCCCAGGCGAAGUUCAUCUGGAAGUGGAAGAGAAAAAGUAAAUGUGUUCAAGUCAUCACCUCAUCCAACACCUCUACAGCUAUCAGACGAAAUGCAGACUCCUGGAACAGUUUUUCCAGAAAGCUUGGAUCAUAGAAAAGCAAGAAUCAGGUCUCAUUUCGUUUAUUCAGUUACGAACACGAUUGAGAGUGCUGCUCAAUUGAAGGCACUGAAGGAAGAAGAAUCUAACCUGGAAGAAGAAUCUAUUCAAGAGCUUGAAAUGAUGACACCUAUGCCAGAAAGGAAUGUGAAGGCUAAUACACAUGAGAAGGACUUGAUGGUGGAGGCAAGCUUGUCUGCUUGGUUGAAGCCUACUCGUGAUGAGGAGGGUAAGAAAUGUGUGGCUGCAGAUGGGCCAAUUCGUGGUGGAAGAAGUGCAGGGGACAGGCCAAUCAUAGGGUUGGUUGCUGCUCAUUGGAAUGAGGAGGAACCUGCUCAAGUCUCGCCCAAGGAAUGGGAUGGAAAUGGAAUCCCAAAUUCGACCAAUAAGUACAAGGAGGAUCAGAAAGUGAGUUGGCAUGCGACACCAUUUGAGGAAAGGCUAGAGAAGGCGCUGUCAGAAGAAAGCAUAGUUACAAGGAAGAAUUUCGAAGGAAAGCUUGUAGCUUUUGAUGAAGAAGAUGAUACAGCACUCUCACGGCUGCAAUCUUCAAUCCAACCCAGUUCAGUGGUAUCAUACUGAUAAAACUAGUACACAUUCUUUUACGGCCGUGUGAUCCAAUCAUAUUGAGUGGUACCUUCAUCCUGUAAUUCAUAUUUUGAAAGUGCUAUCAUCGUAUCUCAUGUCAGUUGAGAGUUUUCUACAACGAAAUGGAACUAGGAAGAAGUGGCUGAAUGUUUCACAGUUUACCUUUUUUGUAAAAAGAAAUACUUGCGUUAUGCAGCAGCCUUUGCAACUUCUUGUUUAUGGGUUUGAGCUUGUAAACCUUCUUUGAUAAUUGACGAUGAAUUGACUCGGUGCUUAUAAAC